Molecule: messenger RNA, 1037 nt
Organism: Mobula hypostoma (lesser devil ray)
Lineage: Eukaryota; Metazoa; Chordata; Chondrichthyes; Myliobatiformes; Myliobatidae
Product: myosin heavy chain, striated muscle-like
Exons: 2
Coding region: 228-1037 (269 amino acids)
Source: RefSeq, a predicted model, not a curated record
GUGACUGUCUCUACAGGAUCAAGUUUGAAGUGAAGAUGGAGAGACAGAAUUCCCAGCAGAGACUGGAGAAAGUAAUCCAGAACUAGUUGGAAGACUUGCAAUUUGGGGAAGUGAUCCAGAACUAGUUGGAAGUCUUGCAAGUUGGGGAAGACAAAGAAAGCUGUCUGACUAAGGCCAACAGAAAAUUGAGAGCCCAGAGAGGGGUGUUUGACUACACUUCCAAGGAGAUGAAGCAAUGGCAGACAGAUCUCGGAAGAGGGAAGCGGACGCUUGAGUGGAACCUGAAGAUGACCAUCGACAGUUUAAAUGAAGUGGAAAAACUGAAAGUUGACCUGGAAGAAGUCAUUAGGAAGAAAAAGCUGGAGAUAAGUUCAGUGAACACUAAACUGGAGGCUGAACAAUCUUUAACUGUUGCUUUUCAGGUCCGGGUGGAAGAAGCUGGUGGAGUAACUGCGUUCCAGAUUGAGAUGGCUAAGAAGCGUGAGUCAGAACUGCUGAGACUGUGGCGAGAGUUGGAGGAGUCCAAGAAGAAGCUGUCAUCUCGAUUACAGGAGGCUGAAGAGGUUGCAGAAGCAGUCCAGGCCAAGUGCUCCAACGUGGAGAGAACCAACCAGCAGCUACAAAUCGAGGAAAAGGGGAAGAAUACGGAUUCAACAGAUGAUGAGAUGGAGGUGUGGUGCCCGCACCACAUCGUCACACGGGAGCGCAUUGGACGUCUCCGGGCCCCCGCCGCAGGUGUCACCGGGAUCGCGAGCAAUCGAGACCGGCGUCGGGACGGACAGCGGACAGCGGGAGGCGGGAACCCCUCGUGCAUAACGGCCAGCCGCUCGACCCCGCCACCCAAUGGGAAAUGUCAAGCUUGGCACCCACCAAUGAGCGAUGGGGUAGCUUCACCAAUGAAGUACCAGAGUACUUCUCCAGUUAACCAAUCGCAAAUAAGCUUCUUCUUCUCAGCAAUGAGAGCGCUGCAGCCCCAAAUUCUAGCCAAUGGAAACCCGGCCAGUUCGGCACUGCACCGAAUAGAAGCGCAGUGUUAG